This is a messenger RNA of Eutrema salsugineum, 1215 nucleotides long. Its product is annotated as bark storage protein A. The coding region runs from base 58 to 1107 and encodes 349 amino acids. The record is from RefSeq and is a predicted model, not a curated record. Gene Ontology annotation, biological process: nucleoside metabolic process. NCBI's taxonomy places the organism in Eukaryota, Viridiplantae, Streptophyta, Magnoliopsida, Brassicales, Brassicaceae. Gene Ontology annotation, molecular function: catalytic activity. The transcript has 5 exons.
GAAGGCUCACGAGAAGCAUAAAAGAAAUGGCAAGAGAGAAAAAGAGAUAGAGAAGUUAUGGGACACUUUUUGAUUGGUCUUCUUGUGGUUAUUUUGUUUAUUGGAAAUGUUAUCCAAGAAGCAAAUGGUGAAAUAUCUCGAUCAGUUUUGAGCAAAAUAGAGAGGAUGAAUAAGAGAGGUCCUUAUUUGGGGAUUGUAGCUCCAAACAACUUUGAGCUUAAUCCUCUUCUCGCUUCUCAAGCCUAUGUUCCAUAUCCCUCUUUGCCCUUCAUCGAUUUCGCUGGUAGAAGAUUUAGAUUUGGAAAAAUAUCAAACCAACGAGUGGUAAUCGUGAUGACGGGAUUAGGAAUGGUAAAUGCAGGAGUAGCAACUCAAUUACUAGUAAGCCUGUUUAGGCUGAAAGGAGUGUUGCAUUAUGGAAUCGCUGGAAACGCAGAUGUUAACCUAGAGAUCGGUGACGUCACUAUUCCUAAAUCUUGGGCUCACACUGGUCUUUGGAAUUGGCAGAGGUAUGGAGAUGGAAUUGACGACGAGUUGGCUUUGGAAGCCGGCGGAGACUAUACUCGGAAUAUUGGUUAUCUCCAGUUUUCCAAUUACAGUAACCAAACCGAGAACUUGCUCAAUAGAAUUUGGUACCAACCGGAAGAAAUAUUUCCGGUCACCGGAACUCCCGAAGUCCGGGAACACGUGUUCUGGAUUCCCGUUGACAAGUCCUACUUGGAUCUUGCACGCCAACUCGAGGGCACGAAACUACCACAGUGCGUGAACACCACGUGCCUUCCUCGAGCACCGAAGGUAACCAUCGUUGACCGUGGGGUGAGUGCAAGCGUCUUCGUCGACAACGCAGCUUACCGGACUUUCCUCCGCUCCAAAUUCAACGCCACCGCCGUCGAAAUGGAAAGCGCCGCCGUAGCUCUCAUCUGCCACCAGCAAAGCCUCCCUUUCGUCGUCAUUCGUGCCCUCUCCGAUCUCGCCGGCGGUGGCUCCGACGUUUCCAACGAGGCUGACUUGUUCGGCAGCCUCGCCGCGCAAAACUCCGUCGAUGUUCUCGUCAAGUUCGUUGGUUUGUUGCCUCCACACAGAAGCCAUAAGAUUCAAUCACAAUAGUGUGGAAUUGUGGAUGUGUAUUCUAAGUUCUAAUAAAGAGUGUAACGUAAAAAUAAGAUGUAUCGAUCUGUUUUCUUUUUCUAAUAAUAAGAGCAGCUUUGUUUUGUU